AUGGAUACUGGCUGGGGCUUGGACUGGCGUGAUGAAGGGUCACGGAGUCGGGGGUCGAAGCGUGGUAUAUGCGGUGUAUGGGUGGUAGGCAUGCAAGAUCCGAUAGAUGUCAGAGGAAAGAAAACCGAUAGCAACAGCGACAGCGAUGCUGAUGCUGAUGCUGAUACUGAUGCUGAUGCUGAUAGUUAUAUCGUCUCUAGGAUGCGUGAGAAUGGAAAGUCGAAAGUGCGAGUGAAACAAAGCCCGGCUGCCUGA
Molecule: messenger RNA, 255 nt
Organism: Penicillium manginii
Lineage: Eukaryota; Fungi; Ascomycota; Eurotiomycetes; Eurotiales; Aspergillaceae
Exons: 2
Coding region: 1-255 (84 amino acids)
Source: RefSeq, a predicted model, not a curated record